ACUGAAUAUAAAGAGGUGUAUAUAAAUAUCACUUGAUGAGCGACUCGCCAACAGUACUGGUAAUAUAUUUAGCGUCACAUUUUGUAUCCCACUUUACGUAACGGAAAUAUGGCACCGACUAAAGAACAAGCCGCUCAGAUGAAGGGCAAGGAAGUCUUAGUACUUUCUCACAGCAAAUGGAACCCUAUGGGUCUUGCCGGAGCAGGAGUAGCAAAUAUCAAACUGUACAAUGGUUUUUUUCUCGACGGAGGAUGUCGUGUGACUCUAGUCACUCCCAACGCAGAUGAUGACCCCGUUUACAACCAGUACGUGGAAAAUGAACUUGUCAACGCAAAAAUAGUUGUCCCAGAUAUGUACGAGUCGGAUGCGGGAGAAAAAAUCGCGGCAGCUUGUAAACAAACAGGAAUAAUCUAUGAUGCAGUUUUUAGUCAUUUCGAAUUAGUCCAACCCCUUAUUGGUGAGGUCGCUGAACUGCUAGGCAUCAAGCACAAUUCUUUCAAGGCCUACCAGGCGGCUCGUGAUAAAUACGAGACGCGUAAGGCGCUUGAAAAAGCUGGAGUACCCACACCAAAAGCGAUGGGAUGCAACUCUUUGGAUAACGUACAAGAGCUCAUCGACUAUAUUGGAUUCCCAAUGAUUCUGAAACCCACAUCUGGAGCUGGAUCUCUUGGCGUGUACAAAGCCUUUAAUGAAGACGAAUUAAGAAGUGGCAUCGAGAGGGUAUUAUUCGAUUUGGCUACAAACGCCCUCUUGAGCUCUAACGUCGGCGUAACUCUUACCGACCCAAUCGUUGUCGAGCAACUGCUGAUUGCAAAGGACUUCGACGGGCUACCAGUUGGAGAGUUUGAUUGCGAUCUGAUUUUCUGGGACGGAGAAUUGAAGUACGGAUCUGUCACUGACAAUUGGAAGCCUGUUCCUCCGUAUUACCUUGAGAAUGGAAAUACGUACCCAUCUAUGAUCCCUCAGAAAGAACAACAAGAGCUGAUCGAUUACUGUGCCCAGUGUGUCAAAGCUCUAGGAUUCUACAAGGGAGUCUUUCACAUGGAAGCCUUAUAUACAACAGAAGGUCCUAUGUUGAUCGAGUGCAACCCUCGUGUUGGAGGUGGUCCGGUCUGCGAAUACAACAAUGAACUUAACGGCGUCAAUCUCAAUGAAAACCACAUGUUGACUACGUUGAAUAUCCCAGUCGAUCCCAAACCUCGCGCUGAAGGAAUCACAAAAGUCCGAAACGUAUAUUAUCUCAACUGUCCAGUCACCGGAACUCUAGAGGCUGCUGAUUUCUUUGAAGAGGUCAAAAAUGAUCCAUCAGUGAUCCGCCACUCAUAUUUCGUCAAAGCGGGCGAUGAGGUCAGAGGCUAUGACAGUCAAGUCCCACAAUGGAUCGGAGAGAUCGCUACAGAGGCCGAUGUUUCUGAGUUAAUACCACAGGUGAAGAAAAUGGAGGAGCUUAUAAAGAUAGCCACCGCAUCUGUAAAGGUGAAGCAGCAAACUCAGCUGCGCCGACCCUCUCGUCGUGCAUCGACUAUUGAGUCUGUCAUUGGAAAAGUCGAUGCGGACGAUCACCGUGACAUUUAAUGGCGCUACGGAUACAUGUAUCUAGCAUAUCAAAUCGGGUACGAACAAAUUGGUCAUGAACAUAUCUAGACCACGGCAUAAUACACCAACAGAGGCUAUCAAUAACAUGACAGCCCUUGCUGUGGUCACCGUAUGCAAACUAAUAGAGGAAAGUGCAGCUUGACCUACGUACGACCUAUUUACAGGUGGCCUACGUGUAUGGUCGGUUUUCCAGUUCCGUUAAUCAAUGAGGUCGAACAAUGUUCAUUCGAUAUACUCUGUCUCAAAUGACGCACUUCAGCACUGUGUUCUUCUACCUGCCAACUUUAUUCCGUGCACAAGGCCGAGGUGAAUAAAAUGAGAUCUCGAUUCAUAAACGAAAAUGGAAUACUUCGUUGCGCCGAACGUGCACAAAACAAACUCGCUACAUCUAGCGUCGGAAAGAUUUAGCGUGGAAAGCGAACCCUAUUUACAAUUGAGCAUUGCAUUCUUUUUACACGUCAGUGAGGUUUCGUUUUCAUUCAUUCUCCAAGCGAUGUUGAACGAGGCUGUAUUAUAUCCAUUGAACCCAUGGAACUGAUAGAUGCCGUGGGAUUAAACCAUCUCAUCUCGGCACCAGAGUAUGUCUACCCAUGCACCCACUUGACUUAAGAAGGGGAAGCUAAUGACAUUGAGUAGAUAGCACAGUGUCUCACAGGUGAUUGAUUGUCAAUGAUGGAAUUGCGACAUUAUAAAACUCCCAAGACUGGCAACACGUGGAUAUCCAAUGAUGUAAUAAUUGAACGUAUUCGGCGAAACUAACCACUCAUAAUCAUGCCUUUCGAUACUGGGUAAGUUUCCGCGCAGAAACAUCGACAGAUCUGUAUUCAUUUAAAAACUCGCUGCUACAGCACGUCAUACUCGAGGAUCCUUGAAGCAGUUGCUUAAUAUCCAGACUCAACAACUCCUUCAUCAGCUCACCGCUUUCGAGUCAGUCGUGCUACCGCAAUCUCUUGAGCUAAAACCGGCGGAAAGAAUCUGAUCUCAACUUUCUUGUUCUUUAUCAUGGCAAUAGACAUUUCCAACAUUAUAUGCGCAUCGGUUUUACCCAGCAUGUCCUUCUCAUCCACUUCGUGAAUGACAUCCCCAGUCCUGGGUGGGGCACACGGUCUUGCCUUACAAUCAUUCGCCAAUACUUCCUCCACUUCUACCACCUGCCCAUUAAUAUAUAUAAGACCCAAUCGAGGAGUAGGUAAUGGUGGAGGGAAGGGACUCACUUCCUGUUCUUCUUCAUCGAGUGUGUUGAAUGAAUCUGCGUUCUCGUCGUGGUAUUUCCUCGCUUCAAACUUCAGUGUUCCUGAGUUUACGCUCCUCUCCUGCACAUGGACGACUACGUCCUCACCAUCACUCUGUGAACUCGAAAGCACGCAUUGAU
This is a messenger RNA of Sphaeroforma arctica JP610, 2968 nucleotides long. RefSeq lists its product as hypothetical. Gene Ontology annotation, molecular function: ATP binding; metal ion binding. The transcript is spliced from 13 exons. The record is from RefSeq and is a predicted model, not a curated record. NCBI's taxonomy places the organism in Eukaryota, Ichthyosporea, Ichthyophonida. Bases 109 to 1575 code for a protein of 488 amino acids.